AUGGGCUUCUACGAAUUCCAAUGUGGCUUUUUAGCCACGAUAUGCGCGAGCUUGAAGCUCGCCGAAUAUUAUCUGUCUCGGCAGUCCAAGACCGGUGGUGCCGCGGCAACCAGUGCCCGUGAUGGCGCCGCAAGUGUGCUCUCGCGCAAGUACUUGAUAGUAUACGGGCUUGUCAUGGGCGCGGACUGGCUGCAAGGGCCAUAUGGCUACUCGCUAUACGCGGACCAGUACGGAUUCGACGAGCAGAUCAUAUCGUACUUCUUUAUCACCGGCUUUCUGAGUGGAGCAAUGUUCGCGCCUUUGUUAGGUUCGUGGGCAGAUCAGAACGGCCGCAAGCGCGUCUGUCUAGCAUACUGCGUAAUCUACGCGAGCUCGUGUCUUUUACUCCAAAUGCCAUGGGUACCCGCUAUCCUGCUAGCGAGGAUAUUCGGCGGCAUAUCAACUUCCAUUCUGUACUCCGUUUUCGAGUCGUGGCUCGUUAGUGCUCACUCGGAGGCUGCACUACGACCGGACGAGCUCAGCUCCAUCUUCGGCCGCGCUACGUUGCUGAACGGACUUGUGGCGACAGUGGCCGGCAUCUUCUCCAACCACUUGAUUGAAUAUACGGGACACUCCUACCGGUCUCCGUUCAUCGCUUCCGCGCUAGUUCUGGUCCUGGCUUUCUUCGCCAUCUCUGGACUGUGGUCGGAGAAUUACGGUGCGAAGGCGAACCAAGCGCUGGACGACUCGCUGCAGUUGGAUCGCAUGGUGAAAGCCGCAAGGAUCGUGGCAAAUGAUCCUGUGCUCUUAGUCCUCGGGCUGACGCAAACGCUCUUCGAGGGCUCGAUGUACCUUUUCGUCUUCGUCUGGGUGCCGACAUUACAAGACGCCUCGCCCGCAUCCACCCUCCCACUCGGUUACAUCUUCAGCACCUUCAUGAUCUGCAUGAUGCUAGGAUCGCUGCUCUACACCUUCCUGACGGCGCAUCUCUUCCGUUCGGCGUCUAAACAGGCGAAUCUCACGCUGCACGUGACGCUCUCCGCCCUGCUCUGCGCGGUAGCAGCACUCUCCUUCGCUGUCUGCGUGAACGCGGGAAGUGGAAAGACGGAGGCACUGGAACAGGCAAAGUUCUGGGCGUUCUGCCUGUUCGAGGCGUGCGUGGGCAUGUACUAUCCUGUACAGGGUGUGCUCCGCGGGAACCUUAUCUCCAAUGAGCAUCGCGCCACACUUUCAGCACUAUUCCGAGUGCCACAGAACAUCUUCGUGGUCGUCGCGUUGGCGACGGGCUUCUCCUCUGCUCGAGACGCAGUGCUCUUUGCAUGCGCAUUGCUGCUCUCAUUCUCAGCUUUGGUAUCUGCUAUCAUCAUGCUCCCGCGCGUCGAGCCGCUGCCCACGACUUCGAUGCACUUGCCCACGCCUGUGCACACGCCCGCGACGCCGGCGUCCGCACUACUGGAGUCCGAUGCGAGGAUAGAUGCGCCAUACGCUGGAAUGGAGGCGCGAUGA
Molecule: messenger RNA, 1485 nt
Organism: Peniophora sp. CBMAI 1063
Lineage: Eukaryota; Fungi; Basidiomycota; Agaricomycetes; Russulales; Peniophoraceae
Source: the annotation of a GenBank genome assembly